Cotesia congregata is the source of this 285-nucleotide messenger RNA. Lineage: Eukaryota; Metazoa; Arthropoda; Insecta; Hymenoptera; Braconidae. The record is from the annotation of a GenBank genome assembly.
AUGACAUUGGAAUUGGCGUCGAGAAUGUUCAACGACCAACUCAUUGUAUCUGGAAAACCGGAGACUCCAUCUGAAGAUUUAGUACACACAGUGACCCGACUUGAUUCUGUUAGAAUUGACAAGAAAAGACGUUCAACUGGGAGUCGUGAUAUAAUGGUUGAAUGUAAGUCGCCGCAGCUUGUUAGUAACUUUAUUGCUGAGAAAAGGAAGCAUAAAAAUUUUACAGCAAACAUUUUGGAUUCUGAGAUGGAUAGAAUAUAUAAAGAGGAAUAUAUAGAUUGCUGA